Messenger RNA from Chanos chanos (milkfish), 882 nucleotides. RefSeq lists its product as uncharacterized. The coding region runs from base 1 to 882 and encodes 293 amino acids. The record is from RefSeq and is a predicted model, not a curated record. The transcript has a single exon. Gene Ontology annotation, biological process: dephosphorylation; thiamine diphosphate metabolic process. NCBI's taxonomy places the organism in Eukaryota, Metazoa, Chordata, Actinopteri, Gonorynchiformes, Chanidae. Gene Ontology annotation, molecular function: thiamine triphosphate phosphatase activity; magnesium ion binding.
AUGUUGCUCAACAGAAUUUACCCAAAUUCAGAGGAUGAGACCCCCAAAACGUCUCCAGGGCCCAUCUGGGUCCCCAUAGAGAUGCAGUACCAGCUGGGGGAGAGGACAGAGAUGAAAAUAAAGGAAGCGGGAGCUGCCUGUAUAGAAGAGACAACUGUCACAGAAGAUUACUAUGACACUGAAGAGUUCCAGCUAGCUAGCAGGCAAACCUGGCUGAGUAAGCAAAACGGCCAAUGGAGACUGAUCUUAGAACAGUAUGACGACAGUAAAUACAACGACGCUGUCACUGAUCGUGUCUUUCGACGUGAGGAUGGCCCACAAAAAUGUGGAAGCGAAAACAAAACAAUCGAACCGAGACCCGCGUUCACAGAAAAAGAGGAUUCAAUGGGUGGAUCUCAGGGUGCGAGUGAAAUAAAAGGCGAAAAUAAAUGUAUCGGUAGUGAUGUCAGAGAGCCGAAAGACAGUCAAGGUCAGAGCGAAGCCUCGUGUUCAACACCUCAAAGACUGAACGAGAGUCCGUCCUCUUCUCUUCAUUCUGACAGGCUUCGAUAUGUCGAACUUAUCACGCAUGGUUCCAUCAUUAAACAUCUAGUUCAAGUUCUGAAAGUUCCUCUAAAACCACAGCAUGAGCAGGACAUGACCAUGGAGGACAUUCUAGAAAUGGCCCACAUCCAGAUGUUUGGCAGCUGGACAGUGAAAAAAACACUAAAGUACUUACUGCCAGGGCAGUGCAUGCUGGUGAUGGAGAGAAACUACACCAUACCAGGUAGUGAAUCCACAGCGGUUCUGUCUAUGAAUGCUGAUGUUCUGAAUGUCAGCAGUGAACUGGAGAAAAUGGAUAAGAUUGCUAGUGAGUUGGAUCUGAGGCACAAGCAGUGUUGA